This is a messenger RNA of Hyalella azteca, 1370 nucleotides long. It is a transcript of the gene Aprt, whose product is annotated as adenine phosphoribosyltransferase. The record is from RefSeq and is a predicted model, not a curated record. Lineage: Eukaryota; Metazoa; Arthropoda; Malacostraca; Amphipoda; Hyalellidae. Gene Ontology annotation, cellular component: cytoplasm. Gene Ontology annotation, biological process: AMP salvage; adenine salvage. The transcript has 4 exons. Gene Ontology annotation, molecular function: AMP binding; adenine binding; adenine phosphoribosyltransferase activity. Bases 271 to 807 code for a protein of 178 amino acids.
AAUUAUAAAACGUAAUGUAUCAAUAUGUACCAAACUAUACAUUGCAUCUAAUUUUAGGUUGCUCAUUGCACCUCAGGCUUUAUCCUGGAAGGCUAAGACUUUCAAGCUUUUCCUUAGCUUUGUCUCUCAAUCAGGCACUACGUACCAGACCACAUGUAACCUCAUCCAAUUGGACAUAUUCCACAUUGCUGGUAGGCAGUAAAGUGGAAAAAAGUUACUGUUUCAUGUUGGAAAUUUUUUCAUCUGCAGGAUUUCUGAUAUACAAUCAUUAUGAGUGAAAAUGAAAAAGUUAAAAAUAUUUUGGCUGCUCUGAAGAGCUAUCCAGAUUUUCCCAAGCAAGGAAUUUUAUUUUGGGACAUCUUCUCUGUGUUGAACACCCCAAGCGCAGCUAGGGAUCUAGUUUCUCUUCUUGAAUCUCACAUCCAUGAAAAAUGUCCACAAGUUGAUGUAUUUGUUGGAUUGGAGUCACGUGGCUUUCUCUUUGGACUGCCUCUCUCCACAUCAUUUUUCAAGCCGUUUAUCCCAAUCAGGAAAAAAGGCAAACUCCCUGGCAAGACCAAAGAAGUAUCUUUUAAACUGGAAUAUGGUGAGGAUGUAUUUGAAAUUCAGGCUGAAAGUAUCAAGCCUGGCCAGUGUGUGGUGAUACUGGAUGAUCUACUGGCAACAGGAGGAUCACUGAAGGCUGCCAAUGAGCUUGUGUCUAGCAUGGGAGGUACAGUUGGACUCAACCUCGUGUGCAUUGAGCUCAAGGAUCUGCAGGGCCGCAACAAUAUCACUUCCCCUGUACAGUCAGUUCUGCAGUUGUAAAACCCAGAUUCUUUAUUCUUUUUUAUUGUGAUACUGAUAUUCCAAGUCUAUCUUUACUAGCUUUUCCACUCAUCUUAUCUGCUCAAAAUUUCUUGCUGCUGUAGAUACUGUACUAUUCAUUCCAUCAGUCUUCUUAUUUGGGGUUUACUAAUGCCAAGAUGUAGUUUGUUGUAUGAACUUGACCUGAUGUGUACCCAGCAACAAACCUCUACAUUAUAUUGUUUCAUUCAAUAUUUUUUCUUUAUAUGUAUUUAAGGCUACAGAAGCUGGGAAUUUUUCCUGUUAUAGGUUGAGGAUUUUUUUGGCCAAUUUUAAUGGCGACUUGUAUAUGUUUUGUGUGAUGCAUUUCAUUGGUUUCAUGGCAAAUAACUGGAAUAAUCUCAGUUUACACAUUCCAAUACCUUUAUUCAAACUAUGUACGGUACUACUAUAUGGUGUGCUGUUUGUGCUACCUCCAUUCCAAGUGAUAUAUUGUCUAUGAUUUUAAAUGCAUUGUGAUAAUUCUUUGUCACGUUGUUGUUGAGCUAUGGAAAAUUUUGCUAAAUAUAUACAUAACUUCUCUU